CCCACGUCGGAGCCGCUUCGUCCUUUUUGCCUGCAUUUUCCUUUUUUUGUUGCAAUUGUUGCCGUUCAUUGUUUCUGUUGCUUUGCAGUUCAGCGUUGGCAUCAUGUUCCUGCUACGACGUGCCUCAGGGCGCGCAAUACAAAAGUUUCCCGCUGUCCAGCACCGGCCUCUUCAACAGCGCCGUGCUCUCGGCAGUGUGAGCGCAAUCGAUUCCGCAAUUUUCAGAACCCUUUUCGGCACCGACGAGAUCCGCAGCGUCUUCGAUGACAAGGCUUACCUGAGCCGAUGCGUGGAUGCCGAGACAGCACUUGCCCGAGCCCAAUCGCGAUGCAAUGUCAUUCCGUCGCACAUCGGGGAAAUAGUGACCUCCAGGUCACAGGGGGCUGAACUGGACUUUGACAGGCUGCGCCGCGAAACUGAGAUUGUCGGAUACCCAAUUCUUCCCUUGGUACGGCAGUUGUCAGCGCUGUGUGGGGACGAAGCCGGUCGCUAUGUGCAUUGGGGCGCUACGACACAAGACAUUAUGGAUCUGGCGAGUAUGCUGCAGAUGAAGGAAGGCCUGGAGAUCGUCGAGAAGACGCUCCGAUCAGUCAUCACCAACCUCGACUACCUUUCGAGGAAGUACCGAGACACGCCAAUGGCCGGCCGCACGCACUUGCAGCACGCAUUACCCAUCACCUUCGGCCACAAGUGCGCCAUAUGGCUCUCCGGAAUGCAGCGCCACCUUGAGCGCCUCGAGCAGCUCAAGGAGCGCGCGUUGAUGGUUCAGUUUGGCGGUGCGGCGGGGUCCUUGGCUUCUUUGGGCUCCGGCGACGACGGCAUCAGGGUGCGGAAGGAGAUGGCAAAGGAUCUCGGGUUGGCCGAUCCUCCGAUUACAUGGCACGUUGCUCGAGACGGCGUCGCUGAGAUCACCAAUUACCUUGCGCUCGUUGGAGGAAGUCUCGGCAAAAUCGCGCUCGACAUCAUCAUCAUGUCAUCCAACGAGCUAUCCGAAGUAUCGGAGCCGUUCGUCCCACACCGCGGGGCGUCCUCCACAAUGCCGCAGAAGCGGAACCCCAUCUCGAGCGAAGUUAUUCUAGCUGCGUCGAAGAUCCUGCGAUCAAAUGCGGGAUUGGUCCUCGACGGAAUGGUGUCGGACUUCGAACGCGCCUCUGGACCGUGGCAUUUGGAAUGGGUCGCAGUCCCAGAGAGCUUUGUUAUUGCGGUUGGUGCGCUGAACCAGGCCGACUUUGCGCUUUCCGGGCUCGUCGUGAACCCGAAGAACAUGCUCGACAACCUCUACUCCACGCGGGGUCUGAUCGUGGGCGAAGCCGUCAUGAUGGGGCUGGCUCCACAUGUGGGACGGCAAAAAGCUCACGACAUCGUGUAUGAAGCGUGCAAAGAGAGCAUUGAAACGGACACCAGUCUGCUUGAAGCUCUUCAGAAGCGCCCAGAGAUUACUGGCAAGAUUUCCAACGAGGAGCUCAGCUCGUUGUGCGACGCCAAGAACUACCUGGGUUCUUGCGGGCUGAUGGUCGACGAGGUUCUCGCCCGAAAUCUGUAGUCAGCCCUCCUAUCGGGCUCACGAGAGCACCUUGUCUUGUUGUUAUUACAUUUAUAUAGAGACCCAAGCGAGUCUGGAUCCUCUACGUACGGCUCAGAACGGUCAGCGUUCGCGCCAGCAUUGCCAGGAUAGAUAAAGGCGCAAUCGC
Messenger RNA from Trematosphaeria pertusa, 1691 nucleotides. RefSeq names its product adenylosuccinate lyase. Bases 104 to 1543 code for a protein of 479 amino acids. NCBI's taxonomy places the organism in Eukaryota, Fungi, Ascomycota, Dothideomycetes, Pleosporales, Trematosphaeriaceae. The transcript has a single exon. Gene Ontology annotation, molecular function: catalytic activity. The record is from RefSeq and is a predicted model, not a curated record.